GCCUCCUAGUGGCCAGAGCCAGGGCCUCGCGACUCGCAGCCCCUAGAUGACCCUAGGGUCGCAGGGCUCAUGGGCACCUCCGAGGCCGCGCAGCCGCCGUUCGCGCGCGUCGCCCCCGCGCUCUUCAUCGGGACUGCGCGAGCCGCGGGCGCGACGGAGCUGCUGGUGCGCGCGGGCAUCACCCUGUGCGUCAACGUCUCCCGCCAGCAGCCCGGGCCGCGCGCACCCGGAGUGGCCGAGCUGCGCGUGCCCGUGUUCGACGACCCAGCCGAGGACCUGCUGACGCACCUGGAGCCCACCUGCGCCGCCAUGGAGGCCGCGGUGCGCGACGGCGGCUCCUGCCUCGUGUACUGCAAGAACGGCCGCAGUCGCUCAGCCGCCGUCUGCACCGCCUACCUCAUGCGGCACCGCGGCCGCAGCCUGGAUCGCGCCUUCCAGAUGGUGAAGAGCGCCCGCCCGGUAGCCGAGCCCAAUGUGGGUUUCUGGGCUCAGCUGGAGAAGUAUGAACAGACCCUUCAGGCCCAGGCCAUCCUGCCCCGGGAACCCACUGAUCCUGAUUCAGACACAGCCUCGCUUAGACACCUGUUUCCAUCAGAGCCCUGCAAAUGUAGCCACGAUCUAAAGUAAUAGUGGGUGAAGAGCAAAGAACCACGUUGGCUACGUGUGUAAAUUACAGAUGUGUGUCCUCUGGUUAAUCGGUGAAUAAAUAAGAAAGUGGAUAAAC
Molecule: messenger RNA, 724 nt
Organism: Mastomys coucha (southern multimammate mouse)
Lineage: Eukaryota; Metazoa; Chordata; Mammalia; Rodentia; Muridae
Gene: Dusp28
Product: dual specificity phosphatase 28
Exons: 3
Coding region: 70-627 (185 amino acids)
Biological process (GO): protein dephosphorylation
Cellular component (GO): cytoplasm
Molecular function (GO): protein tyrosine/serine/threonine phosphatase activity
Source: RefSeq, a predicted model, not a curated record